Molecule: messenger RNA, 1139 nt
Organism: Amoebophrya sp. A120
Lineage: Eukaryota; Dinophyceae; Syndiniales; Amoebophryaceae
Source: the annotation of a GenBank genome assembly
CGGCCCGUGCAGUACCUACGGGACGCCCGCCAGCGCGAGUCGCGCAUUCGCACGCUGUGGGUUCUGAUCUUCGUGAACCUGUUUCUCACGGUGUUGCAACUGUUUUCCGGGUACGUCGCGAGUUCGCUAUCGUUGUUGGGCGACGCAGCCAUGAUGUUUGUGGACGUUAUCGGAUACAUCGUCUCUUUGAUCGCCGAGAAAACGAAAACGCCGAGGAAGAAAAAGCGGGCUGACCGGUAUUUUUACUACAGCGUGAAGAUGAAGUUUAUUUUCUGCAAGACGAACAAGGCAAUUAGGUGAUUUCAGAAUUCAGUGAAUUCGUGAAGAUGCAAGGUUGUCGGUGAGUAAAGCUGAAGACCACUUCUUUUCGGCUCUAGAGCACCAGGAACAGCUGCUUCUGAUUUAUUGUUUCGUGCCAUUUAUGGAUGUUCAUGUUCUUGCGAGUCAACAAGUGUCAUGUUGAUUUGAUGCCCCUAUAAUACGCCACUUCGAGGUACGGUGCGCUGAUUUCGUUUCUGCUGUUGGGUGUAACGACGGUGAUCGUGCUUUUCGAUGCUGCAGAUCGUCUGACCGGGCCGGACGAAUACGGCGACGUGGACGGUCGUAUGAUGAUGGGCUUCACGAUUAUCAACCUGGUUGCGGACGCUUUCCUGCUGUACGUGUUUCGCAACAACGUGGAGGGUGCGACGCUGGUUCUUGCGGACGAGGAGGUAGACGGUUCGGGUGCAGCGCAGGAGACCACCGGGGCCGCUGUUGGAACAAGCCAUGAUGACCACCAAUCAGGGGCGGGAGACAUGAUCGGGGAUGGGUCACCGCCUCCACAAAGUGGAACAGCGUCAACGACAAGAUUUUCUGGAGCCGCGACCGGAGGUGGGCAUACAACAACUCCUGCCGGAGCUCGUGCCGGCGCGCCGGAGGAAACCAGUCUGAACAUGUCUGCGGCCUUGGCGCACCUUGUCGCGGACAUCCUGCGGGGCGUGUCCGUGCUUGUCAGCGGUUUCAUCAUCUGGACGAACCCGGCUGCGAAUUCGGUGCGCGUGGACGCAGUCUGUUCCUUUUUCGUGUCUCUGUUCAUUCUUGCGGGCACGCUGCAGAUCGGCAGCAAGUUGGUGUUCGACUUUCGGUCCGCCCGCCGGUAU